Linum tenue is the source of this 794-nucleotide messenger RNA. The record is from the annotation of a GenBank genome assembly. Lineage: Eukaryota; Viridiplantae; Streptophyta; Magnoliopsida; Malpighiales; Linaceae.
GUUUUCUACAAACCCCAUACCCGAUGCUGGAUCUAAUACUAUCUUUAACCUGCUCUGUUGCAUUGUUUUGACUGUUGUUCUUAUCUUCUUCAAAUGGCUCUGUACUACAGCUCGACUGCCACUCCCGCCGGAGCCGGCGCAUACUCCGAUCCGGGGCCGUGAAGGACCACAGCCUCUUCACUCUCAGCUCCGGUACUUUCUCCCACGGCAAUGACUACUCUCCCACCACUUGCGCUUCGUUGCGAGCUUCUGUGGAUUCGGCUCCCAAAGCCCGGUUCGUGGCACGGCGGAAGGAAUCUAUCUCCGUCAGCCAACUUGGGCGCCCUCUAACGGAGUACAUGAGCUUGCCGGCGAGUCAGUACUCGGUGCUGGAUGCCGAGAGGAUAGAGAGGGUGGAUGACAACACGUUCAGGUGUUAUGUCUACAGGUUCAAGUUCCUCAAUUUUGAAGUUUGCCCUGUUUUGCUGGUUAAGGUUGAGGAGCAGCCUUAUGGCUGCUGUAUUAAGCUCUUGUCUUGUAAGGUACUGUCUGCUUUCUCUUCUCCUCCUCAAUUGUUAACUUACAAGUUACACCACCUGUUAGUUAGAGAUGGCUGCUUGUCCUGUGAUCCUAAGAACUUGGCUCUCGUGGCCGGGAUGUCGUUGGAUCUGAACCUGACUCGCACGCGGAUCUCCGACGAGGACGAUUACUUGACCUUCACGGCCUCCACCAGGGAGAACAGCAACAGGAACGAGCGCAACUUCAGGAUCCUGCGAUUGACAUUCGACGGGAGCAUCGAGGACCUCAGCUCAUCC